AUUCGGAAAUCCAGGACUUAAUAGAUCCUAGUUUAGAAGAAAAUAUUAAUGGGGAUGGAAAUGCUUUGCCGAAAGAAACGUUUUCGUUCGGUCAAAUUAAAAGUAGUGCAUUGGAUGAGGACGAAGACGAAGAUGAGGCACUUGAUCUAAAUCUGGGAGAACUUGAUCUGACUUCUCAAGAUGAGUUUAUCUUAGAUGAAGUAAAUGAACAUAUCCAAGCAAACUUAGAAGAUGAAUUAGUGAAAGAAGCCUUAGAGAAAGGAGUUGAUUUGAGACAUUAUUCAAAACAAAUUGAAGCUGAUUUGCAUAAUGUUGAGAAUUCUUCAAUUGAUGAUUAUAUUAAAGAAAGUGAUAAUAUUGCUAGUUUGCACAAACAGAUUGCUGCUUGUGACACCAUUUUAGAGAGAAUGGAAGAUAUGUUGACAAGCUUUCAGCAAGAUUUGGGUAGCAUCAGCUCUGAAAUUCAAACUUUGCAAGAACAGUCAAUGUCAAUGAAUAUCAAGUUGAAAAAUCGACAGGCAAUACGAGGUGAACUUAGCCAAUUUGUGGAUGAAAUGCUUGUGAGUGAAACUAUGAUAAAACAUAUUACAGAUACUCCGGUGACUGAACAAUCCUUUGUUGAAAAUCUUCAUGAAUUGGACCACAAAAUAAACUUUGUAAAAGAACAAGCAUUCAAUGAUUUUAAAUGUUGCAAUGAUGUCAAAGAUGUGUUGGACAAGUUAAAACUUAAGGCUGUUCAGAAAAUCCGAGAGUAUAUUUUACCAAAAGUCUAUCAAUUUCGCAAACCAAUGGCAAAUUACCAGAUUCCACAAACCGCACUACUUAAACACAGAUAUUUUAACGAAUUUUUAAUGGCACAUCAUCGUCAAGUGGCAAGAGAGAUCAAAGAUGAAUACGUCGACACAAUCAGUAAAGUCUACUUCUCGUAUUUCAAGGCGUACAUCAGUAAGCUCACGAAAUUGCAGUAUGACGAAGUUCCUGAUAAAGACGAUCUUAUGGGAGUCGAAGACAAUGCACGAAAGAGCCUAUUUUCAUCUCGCGUUGCUCUGCGAAACAGAUCAACAAUCUUCACCUUAGGGAACCGUGGGAACGUGCUCACGUCAGAACUUGAAGAGCCAAUCAUUGUACCGCAUGCAGCUCAGAAAAACGAUCGAAAGUAUCCUUUUGAAAGCUUAUUCCGCAGUGAACACUAUGCAUUACUGGAUAAUAGUUGUCGAGAAUUCCUGUUCCUUACGGAUUUUUUCAAUGCACAAGGCAACCCAGCUAUAGAGAUCUUUACCUCAGUGUUUGGUAAAACAUUGACAUUAUUAAUGAAAUACUGGGACGGAUAUUUACAGUCGUGUUACGACGCCAUUGGUAUAUUUCUAUGUAUGCACAUCGUUCAUCGAUACAGAAUACUUAUGAGCCAACGUAAUAUUCCUGCUUUGGACAAGUUCUGGGAUACUUUACUAGAAAUGUUUUGGCCUCGGUUUACUUUCGUGAUUCAACAGAACAUUGAAAGUAUUCGAAUGAUCGACCCUCAGAAGAUGGGAAGUAUUGAUGUUCAACCUCAUUACAUAACGCGAAGAUAUGCGGAAUUCUCUGCUGCAAUUGUUAGUUUGAAUGAAAGUUUUCCAGACGAAAAGGUAAAUAGAUUGCUCGCAAUGUUGCAAGAAGAACUUCAAAAGUUCGUGCUAAGAAUGGCAGCAGAAUUUCCACAUCGUAAAGAACAGUUGAUAUUUCUCAUCAAUAACUAUGAUAUGAUGCUGGCCGUAUUGAAGGAACGAACGUCAGAAGAUUCGCAAGAAACUGACAGUUUUCAACAAUUAUUGACGGCCAGAAUUCAAGAAUUUGUAGAAGAGAUUUUGUCCCCUGGUUUUGGGGGAAUGAUCACGUUCGUAAAAGACGUCGAACCUCAGUUGGAAAAGAACCAAAACCAAUACGUUCAGGUUGACGAACGACGAGUUGGUCAGAUCGUUCGUGGCUUUGCGACAGAUUGGAAACGGGGGAUUGAGAAUAUUAAUCACGAAAUUAUGAGAUCUUUCUCGAAUCUUAAGAAUGGCACAGCAAUAUUACAGGCAGCACUGACCCAACUCAUACAAUAUUAUCAUCGCUUUCAAAAAGUUCUAUCACAACCGCCGUUCAAGAAGUUGGCUGUCCGCAGUGAGCUCAUUAAUAUUCAUCACGUAAUGGUUGAAGUCAAGAAACACAAGACGACAUUUUGAGGUACCAAUGUAUUCACUUUACAUAAAGUAUACUACGGCUGAUGUGUGCUCUACUUCAACACAAAUCACAGUAAAAAAGUGAACGUCUAUGAUUGAUGGUUGGAAAUAUUCUCUUCCAGUGCUGUGCAGGUGGAAAACAAUGAUGACUCUAACCUAAUGUAAUCUUUGAACAUCUUAGAUUGUCCCAAAUUUGUAUAGUUCACCAGUGACCAGUCAGUGCCUUUAUGAUAUGGCUUAGCCUGGAUUAAUCCAGACAAUGUUUCCAUUAGUUCAGAUACGUUAUUUAAAAGAUAUAAAAUUCCCAGCUAUAAUGAAAUACUAAUAAUCUACAAUCAUUGAUAUAAAGUACUAGACAGGUAGAAACAAUCUUGUGUAUAUUAAAUAAUCCUGAAUUUUUAUCACCGUGUGUUCCCUAAGAUGUUGUACCAGUCGCGUGUUUGAGUGGUUCUGAAAUUAAAGAAGGGAUUGCACGUAAAUUGAUGAAUGAACUAUAAUUUGUCAAAUAAGGAUAGCAACGUAUUAAAUAAACACUUCAAUAAUAGAGUC
Molecule: messenger RNA, 2750 nt
Organism: Dendronephthya gigantea
Lineage: Eukaryota; Metazoa; Cnidaria; Anthozoa; Malacalcyonacea; Nephtheidae
Product: vacuolar protein sorting-associated protein 52 homolog
Exons: 21
Coding region: 408-2204 (598 amino acids)
Biological process (GO): Golgi to vacuole transport; retrograde transport, endosome to Golgi; lysosomal transport
Cellular component (GO): GARP complex
Molecular function (GO): syntaxin binding
Source: RefSeq, a predicted model, not a curated record